ACACUCUCCUACACAGAUGACACGGCCAUGAGCAGGUCGGUGGUGCAGUCCCUGCUCGCCAAGCGCGGCUUCGACGAGGUGGACAUGGCCAAGAGGUUUGCAGAGGAGUACAAGAGGGAACCCAACAGGGGCUACGGGAUGGCCGUUGUCAACGUCUUCAAGAAGCUGCUGAGCCCCAAGUGCAGCGACGUGCUGGAGCCGGCGAGAGCGCAGUUCAGCGGGAAGGGCUCCUACGGCAACGGCGGCGCCAUGCGGGUGGCGGGCAUCUCGCUCCUCUACGCCGACACCCAGGACGUGAAGAAGUUUGCGAAGCUGAGCGCGGAGCUGACCCACGCCAACUCCCUGGGCUACAACGGGGCCAUCCUGCAGGCCCUGGCCGUGCACCUCGCCCUGCAGGGAGAGCUGAGCAAGGAGACCUUCCUGGAGCAGCUCAUUAGCCACAUGGAAGAUGUGGAGGCAGAUGAUAAGUCUCUUACUGAUGCCCGAGCGCUGGGUUUUGAGGAUUUGCCAUUUUCGAGGCGUCUAAAGAAAAUAAAGGAAUUUUUGGAGCUCAGCAGUGUUCCCAAAGCAGAUGUGUUGUUUGAAUUGGGCAAUGGCAUCGCCGCCCUGCGCUCCGUCCCCACGGCCAUCUACUCCUUCCUGCGCUGCAUGGACGCUGACCCAGACAUCCCUGACCACUACAGCAACCUGCAGAGGACCAUCAUCUACUGCAUCUCGCUGGGUGGAGACACAGACACCAUUGCCACCAUGGCAGGAGCCAUCGCGGGGGCUUACUACGGGGAGGAGCAGAUACCCCCCAGCUGGGAGCAGAGCUGUGAGGCCUUUCAAGAGACACAGAAGCUGGCAAACAGCUUGUAUGAACUGUACUGCCAGCGGCCCUGAGCCCGGGGAGCAGGGGUGCUGAAGGCUGAGUGGGUGCUCACCUCUGCUUUUCUGGCCAGAAAUCUGGUGGUGGAUCUGCACC
Messenger RNA from Merops nubicus (carmine bee-eater), 964 nucleotides. RefSeq names its product ADP-ribosylhydrolase like 2 (gene ADPRS). The coding region runs from base 28 to 882 and encodes 284 amino acids. The record is from RefSeq and is a predicted model, not a curated record. NCBI's taxonomy places the organism in Eukaryota, Metazoa, Chordata, Aves, Coraciiformes, Meropidae. The transcript is spliced from 5 exons. Gene Ontology annotation, cellular component: mitochondrion; nucleus.